AUGCUUGAAGAGAACGCAUUCACCCAUGCGUACGUGAGUGAAGACAAUGCACUCACCCAUGCGUACGUGAGUGAAGACAACGCAUUCACCCAUGCGUACGUGAGUGAAGACAACGCAUUCACCCAUGCGUACGUGAGUGAAGACAACGCAUUCACCCAUGCGUACGUGAGUGAAGACAAUGCACUCACCCAUGCGUACGUGAGUGAAGACAAUGCACUCACCCAUGCGUACGUGAGUGAAGACAACGCAUUCACCCAUGCGUACGUGAGUGAAGACAACGCAUUCACCCAUGCGUACGUGAGUGAAGACAACGCACUCACCCAUGCGUACGUGAGUGAAGACAUCGCAUUCACCCAUGCAUACGUGAGUGAAGACAAUGCACUCACCCAUGCGUACGUGAGUGAAGACAACGCACUCACCCAUGCGUACGUGAGUGAAGACAACGCACUCACCCAUGCGUACGUGAGUGAAGACAUCGCAUUCACCCAUGCGUACGUGAGUGAAGACAACGCACUCACCCAUGCGUACGUGAGUGAAGACAACGCACUCACCCAUGCGUACGUGAGUGAAGACAAUGCACUCACCCAUGCGUACGUGAGUGAAGACAACGCACUCACCCAUGCGUACGUGAGUGAAGAGAACGCAUUCACCCAUGCGUACGUGAGUGAAGAGAACGCACUCAUGCGUACGUGA
Molecule: messenger RNA, 693 nt
Organism: Procambarus clarkii (red swamp crayfish)
Lineage: Eukaryota; Metazoa; Arthropoda; Malacostraca; Decapoda; Cambaridae
Source: RefSeq, a predicted model, not a curated record